CACCAAGUCAUUUUCAUGACUGGAUAAGGCUACAAAUGGCGAACCUCGCGCAGCAGCUAGCGAGGCUGCAACUCGGCGCCUUGGGGGGACGACAUCGCCCUACCAAGCGCCUCAACGAUGCGCCUCCCAUUAGUGCCAACGUCUCGUCCAUCUCUCUACAACACAGCUCGGUCCAACGGGCGCUAUUGGCGUCACUACACAGCCCUGCGCAACGUGUCCUGGCACUCGGAGACGGGCCUGAAGCUCCUAUUAAUGGCCAAACCACAGGCUAUUUGCCCUCGGGGCCUAUCUUCCAAGUCGACUACGCUCAUACUAAGAAAUUCCUUGUGGCUGUGGACGAAGAGGGGGCCGUAGGGAUCGUAGAUGUGGCCGCAGGACGCCGGAAAAGCCGCUGGUUGGCGCAUCACAACGCCGUAUUCGACGUAAUUUGGACGCAAGACGACACGCAGGUAUUAACAGCAGCAGGAGACUUGGAGAUUAGAAUCUGGGACGUACAGACUGCAGGAGUGCGCUCUGCCUCUCCUGUAUCAACGCUUAGAGGACACGAUAUGAGUGUCAAGUGUGUGCGUCAAGCGCCAGAUAAUGCUCACGUGUUUGCUUCAGGUGGACGCGAUGGGAGAGUGUUACUCUGGGAUACUCGCGCGGCUGGGAAGCCUAUAUCUUCGCUAGAUAAUGUACAUGCAGAGCCUUCGCCAUCAAGAACCUCUUCACCUAACGUAAGCUUCACGUCGCCCAUCCAGAAAAGGAGACGCCGAACAACAGCUGCCUCGUCGACGUCACCUUCGCCACGCAGUGUCACGUGCGUGGAGUUUAGUUCAACAGGAAACGAGAUCAUCACAGCCGGUGCUGUGGAUGCAGUCGUAAAGUUCUGGGACCUCCGCCGUCUGAACAAUGGGAAGAAGAAAGCGACAGCUAAAGUACCGACACCGAUUCGUGAGAUCUCGUGCUCAAGUCGUGAGGGAGCACGUCGUGGUAUUUCAUCGUUAGCUCUUUGCCAACGAGGGACUGGAAGUACGUCUCACCUUCUUGUUAACGUACUGAAUGACUCCAUUGCUGUGGUUGAUUUCGGACAACAGCAAGCUCGAACAGGUCUCCGCUGUGCAGGACAUCAAGCGAGUUCAUUCUACUGCAAAGCUGCUUUCAGUCCCGAAGGAAACUUCAUCGCCGGCUCAUCCGCAGACGGCGUAGUGUACGUCUGGGACGCACGCUUAAGUGCUUCGCACGACGCGACUCUAUCGUCUUCAUACUCUACUCUGGGUGUUCAGCAACGCAUGCCAUGUUUUGCAUUGAAAGGCCAUACAAACGAGGUAAACGGAGUCGCUUGGAGUUCCCAGGACUUCACGCAACUUGCAUCCUGUUCGGAUGAUGGCACAGUCCGCUGCUGGCAGGUUUGUGGACAAGAAACUAGUGAUAAAACUGCACAAUUUGAACUACAGCUAGCGUCAGACGAUUCCUCAGACGGGAGAACGGAAUGGACAAACUGGAACGAAUUUACUGAUCAACCAGACGGAUAUGCGUACCGCGUACGAAGUAGCAAGCGACCGAGUCGUCCUUUAUCUCCAAGACGCCAGAGAGUAACCUUGCCAGACAAGCAACGCGCUUCUCCUCAAGUCACAAGACGCAACUCGGAGCCUCGUCUGCAUCCUGUCCAUGAGAUCCCCACUGCACAACAACCGCAACAAACUCAAGAUUCCCAUUCCCAACCAAAGCGAAUUAAACUUCGACGCAAAGCGAAAUCCUCAGUCCAACCCAAGCGAGCUCAACGCACACUAUUGGAACUCUGGGGACGGUAAACCGAGAUAAUAGAAACAGUUAGACUGCUACCAAUUGAUCGUGAUCAAUUUUUUUUAAAGUCAAGACGAUUCGACCUGGUUUAUACUGAGGCUGUGGCAC
Phytophthora nicotianae INRA-310 is the source of this 1893-nucleotide messenger RNA. RefSeq lists its product as hypothetical. The record is from RefSeq and is a predicted model, not a curated record. Gene Ontology annotation, biological process: proteasome-mediated ubiquitin-dependent protein catabolic process. The coding region runs from base 36 to 1793 and encodes 585 amino acids. NCBI's taxonomy places the organism in Eukaryota, Oomycota, Peronosporomycetes, Peronosporales, Peronosporaceae. The transcript has a single exon. Gene Ontology annotation, molecular function: protein-macromolecule adaptor activity; protein binding. Gene Ontology annotation, cellular component: nucleus.